Molecule: messenger RNA, 1185 nt
Organism: Phoenix dactylifera (date palm)
Lineage: Eukaryota; Viridiplantae; Streptophyta; Magnoliopsida; Arecales; Arecaceae
Product: stress-response A/B barrel domain-containing protein UP3
Source: RefSeq, a predicted model, not a curated record
CGCCCCACACUUGAGUCGACGAGAAGGCCACUUCGAACCGAGAUGCUGAGUCUGAAAACCCUCCCGUGUCUUCACCGCCCCUACGCCCCCUUCAAAUCUCUUCUCUUCCCCUCCUGCCUUUCCCCCCCUUCCUUAUUCUCACCUCCCUCUCCGGCCCGCCCCUCCCUAAUCCUUUCCGCCGCCCCCGCCGCCUUGUCCGCCGCCUCUGCCGCCUACUCUGCCGCCACAAAGAUGGCCGCCGCUGCCUGUACCACUGUUGAGCACGUAGUCCUCUUUAAGGUCCGCGAUUCCACCGAUCCCUCCAAGAUCGACGCCAUGAUCUCCAAUCUCCGGUCCCUUGUCUCCCUCGACAUCGUCUCCCACCUCGCCGCGGGGCCCAUCCUCCGUAACCGCUCCGCCGCUGCCUCCGCCGCCGGCUUCACCCACCUCCUUCACAGCCGCUACCGCUCCAAGCCCGACCUCGCCGCCUACUCCGCCCACCCCGCUCACCAGGCAGUCGUCAAGGAACACGUCCUCCCCAUUUGUGACAACAUCAUGGCCGUCGACUGGGUCGCUGACCUCGACGGACCGGCGCCGCCACCGGGGUCAGCGAUGCGGCUGACCCUGGCGAAGCCCAAGGAGGGGGAGGCGGCGGCGGAGCUCCUGACCGCGAUCCAAGGGGCCAAAGGGGCCGCCCCGUCUGCCUGGCAGGUGAGCUACGGGGAGAACUUCUCGCCGGCGAGGGCCAAGGGGUACUCCGUGGAGUUUCUAUCGGUGUUCCCGGGGUUGGAGGAGCUCGAUGCAAUGGACGGGGAAGGGAAUGAGGCUGUGGAGGCGCAUAAGGAAAAGGUGAGGCCGCUGCUUGAGAGCCUCAUCGUCGUUGAUUUCGUGGUCCCGGCCCCGCCGGCUGCUAGCCUUUAAUGGAUUCCCCUAAAAAGAUCAUCACCAUGGAGGUUGCAUCAUGCUCAGGUUACUAGCAUUGUUGCUCAUUGCCGUCUUUGUUAAUCAUCAACAUGCUUUUCCUUGUCAAGAGAAUGAUGUCCUUUCUUCAAAUUGAGGCUGAUACUGUCAUUUGGCAUACAUUAUUUCCUUAUCAUAUUUAUCUUAAUGUACAAUAAUUUUCUGUUCUCAUUAUGCGAGUGUCAUCUAUUUGCACCCGAACAGUUUGAUUAUGUUAUAUUGCUCUGGAGUUCUGCUUUUCUAUGA